Messenger RNA from Parnassius mnemosyne (clouded apollo), 621 nucleotides. The record is from the annotation of a GenBank genome assembly. NCBI's taxonomy places the organism in Eukaryota, Metazoa, Arthropoda, Insecta, Lepidoptera, Papilionidae.
AUGACCGGUCGCGGUAAAGGUGGUAAAGGUUUGGGGAAAGGUGGAGCGAAGCGGCACAGAAAAGUUCUUCGUGAUAACAUCCAGGGUAUCACCAAACCGGCUAUCAGACGUCUCGCACGCAGGGGCGGUGUGAAACGUAUCUCCGGGUUAAUCUACGAAGAGACACGCGGUGUACUCAAGGUGUUCCUUGAGAACGUGAUUCGUGACGCUGUUACAUACACCGAGCAUGCGAAGAGGAAAACCGUCACCGCCAUGGAUGUCGUCUACGCCCUGAAACGUCAAGGACGUACCCUCUACGGAUUCGCGAAAAUGACCGGUCGCGGUAAAGGUGGUAAAGGUUUGGGGAAAGGUGGAGCGAAGAGGCACAGAAAAGUUCUUCGUGAUAACAUCCAGGGUAUCACCAAACCGGCUAUCAGACGUCUCGCACGCAGGGGCGGUGUGAAACGUAUCUCCGGGUUAAUCUACGAAGAGACACGCGGUGUACUCAAGGUGUUCCUUGAGAACGUGAUUCGUGACGCUGUUACAUACACCGAGCAUGCGAAGAGGAAAACCGUCACCGCCAUGGAUGUCGUCUACGCCCUGAAACGUCAAGGACGUACCCUCUACGGAUUCGGUGGUUAA